Messenger RNA from Penicillium riverlandense, 1326 nucleotides. RefSeq lists its product as uncharacterized. The record is from RefSeq and is a predicted model, not a curated record. The transcript has a single exon. Bases 1 to 1326 code for a protein of 441 amino acids. Lineage: Eukaryota; Fungi; Ascomycota; Eurotiomycetes; Eurotiales; Aspergillaceae.
AUGGCCACCAACCUCGAGAAUCCCGAGCAAGUCAUUCGAACAAUCCGCUCAUCGAGAGCAUCCUCACCCGCUUCAUCGGUCUCCGGCACCAAGUCAUUGAAGCGCACAACCACAGACGCAGAACACCAACCAUCUACACGACCACCCAAACGCACCCGCUCCACCAACAUCCCAAACGGCAACUCUCGCACCACGCCCACCACAAAGCGCAAGACACCCAAGAAAGCAGCCCCCGAGGCCUCGUACGCACAAUCCUCAUGCGCUUCUUCCACUGAAGAAAAGGAAAAGGAAAAGCCAGAAGUCCCCAAACGAAAGAAGCGAACACCCCGCAAAAGCGAGCAAAAAUUUACCAAGCCCCGUUCAGAAACUGGUAUCCAUACCGAAGCAAGUGACGAAGAAGAAAAGAAUCUAAACAUCUCCCGCGCCGAGCGUGAUGACCUCGUCUUCGAACUCACGCACGAGAAAGCGAGACGGCUCGCCGAGGCCGUCAAUAUACCCGAGGACUCGAACCUGGGCGAAGACGAGCAGAAACUGUUUCUUGAUCUGGCGACGCGAGGCUGCAAGCCCCUUAUGUCUGCGCAUUGGCGGAGGGAUUUCUCCACGCUGCCUGAUUGGCUGUUUACUCGCGAUGACAACGAGGACAACAAGGGUAGCCCGGAUAAAGAAGACGACGACGACGGUGGUGUUAGUGAUGAUGAGCAGUUAGUCUUCAAAUCCCACCGCGGCUCGGACUUCGGCGCUAUCAAAGCCCUCCAACGGCUCCUUGCUACCGGCGGCCAUGUCCGCGACUGCCAGGUGCUGGCUGCUCCCCCACAACGGGUUAUCCAACGGGCUAUACAGCGGUACAUGCGCUGGGUUCUCAACGACGCAGGCCUGAAGACCGAUUCUCCAGUCAUUCCCGUCCACGCAGUAUACGCCCAGAAGAAAGGCGAGAGCACACUAGCAGCCAUUACGCGGAUGAAUUUCAGACUGGAGACACUAGCCAAACGACACCAAACUGCUUUAUCCCGGGCAGCAGAAGUGGAAAGCAAAAGCAUCUCCUGGCCUACCUUGAUCGGAUUCGUGCUCUGUGGCCCCAUCGUGGCACUCGUUUCGCUCGAUACGGAUCCCGGAUCGCUGGGUUGGAGGGAAGAUGCGAGCGUGAAGGUGAAAUAUCUCGGCCAGUUUGAUCUCUCCGAGACGGCGCAGGAUGUGUGGAAUUCCGUUGCGAUUGCUAUCUCCGUUGUGCAUAUCAGGAGGAUUAUGCUGAGGAUGGCGGGUGUUCAUGAGGGUCGUUUCGUGCCAAUGUUUAGGGGGUGGGAUGAGAGGGACGAUGAGGAUAUUUGA